Molecule: messenger RNA, 846 nt
Organism: Penaeus vannamei (Pacific white shrimp)
Lineage: Eukaryota; Metazoa; Arthropoda; Malacostraca; Decapoda; Penaeidae
Source: RefSeq, a predicted model, not a curated record
AUGGAUACACAGUGCGCAGCUUGUGAGAACAAUUAUUUCGACUUUCUUGCAAAAUAUCAUCGCAACAACGAAGCUAGUUUGCAAUAUUUGCGAGACCACGGUGUUCUUCCAGUGGAUGUACAGUGCCCGCACUGCAAGACACCGUGUCAUUAUAGAAAAGACAGACACCAGUGGGUUUGUGGUGCUUGGACAAAGAUCGCAAAGACAAAAAGGAGAAAACAGUGCAAUUUCACGGUAAGCGACUACAAAGGGACAUUUCUCUCGGGAACUAGACUUGAACCCUUUCAAAUACUCUCCUUCGUUAAUCACUGGCUAAGCAAACACUGGGAUCAUCAGACCGUUAUUGGGUGCCUCCAUAUUGCCGAGCGCACGAGUGUGGACUGGCGAAGCUUCUGCUCCGAGGUUACAGAGCAGUGGCUUGACAACCAGGAACCCAUAGGUGGACCAGGAAUUGUGGUAGAAGUUGACGAGACACUCUUUGGCAAGCGAAAAUAUGAGAUCGGGAGGCUACUGAGCCAGAUAUGGGUGUUCGGCGGAAUCGAGCGCGUCAGCAAGAAGCUAUUCCUUGUCCCCCUUGUUGAACUCCUGAGCAGGAAACGUGACGCAGAAACCCUCAUACCUCUUAUAAACAAGUAUAUUCUCCCCGGGUCAGUCAUCGUAAGUGACGGAUGGAGUGCAUAUCGGACAAUUAGCAAACACGGAUAUGAACACCAAGUGAUAAACCACACGGAACACUUUGUCAAUCCCGAGAACCCGGAGAUCCACACUCAGAACAUUGAGCGGUUGUGGCGUGACGUUAAAGAGUGGAGCAAGAGACCAGGUAAUAGACAAGAAUUCUAUAAAUAA